Molecule: messenger RNA, 975 nt
Organism: Arctia plantaginis
Lineage: Eukaryota; Metazoa; Arthropoda; Insecta; Lepidoptera; Erebidae
Source: the annotation of a GenBank genome assembly
AUGAUCUUUCGGGAGGCUCUCCAGCGGCACGAGCUAUUGCCAGCGCUGUUCCAAGCACUGACGGAGCUGGCUGCGGCGUGCGGGGAGCGACCGGGCGGCGCCGCGCCGCGCUGUCUUGCCGCCGCUGCCGCGCUGUACCGCGCCGCGCCGCAAGCUUCAGCAGACGUACUGCCACAUUUGUUGUUGGCGUUACACUCAGCCGUACAGAAAUACGGACAGGACAAGCGACGCCGGACAACAGAACAAAACGAUGAAACAGCACAGAUUUCAUCGUUAUUACUACAGGUAUUAGGUACCGGCCUACCUUUGGCGAGAGAACAGCCUGAAGUGUAUAAAGAGUUCUGGGAGACGUUACCUAAGGUCUUGGAGACCUUUUUGUUCGAACCACCCGUGGGCGGCGGUCGGCUGGCGCGUCAGCUGGUGGUGGCCGUGCGCGAGCAGGCGCUGCGGGCGCGCCCGCGCCUGCCCGCACACCACCUGCGCGCGCUGCUGGCGCUCGUGCGCGCCGGCUCCUUGCACACGCAGCCGCCGCAGCCAAUACAAAACGAGCAAGAGUUGAAAGAGAGAGAAGAAUUCGCGCGAACGUGCUUCGAGACUCUUCUUCAGUUCUCCAUGCUAGAAGAUAUAGACUCCUUCGCCGGAGUAGACGAUGACACAGACCCCCUAGCAAUUGUAGCCCUUUUGGACAGAUUUCAGGAAGUCAUAUCCAAAUACACACAAGACGACGACAACCCUGAACCAUUACCUAGACAUCAGCUAUCAGAAAUCUCAUUCGUCUUGAAAGCGGUAGCAACGCUCACGGAAUCAAUGAAAAAGGCACCUCCAGGGAAGGUCGACGCCGUUGCGUGGCAGAAAUUAAUAGGCGUGUACCCGCUGCUGGUGGGCGUGGCGGGCAGCGCGCGCGCGGGUGGGUGCGCGGGCGCGCUGCGCGAGGCGCUGCUGCAGUUCGGCGCGCUGCUGGCCGCGCCGCCCUAG